AUGAGCCGCCUCAGCUCGUGGUUCCAGCGCGGACGCGGCACUCGCUCGCCUGAAAACUUGCACGCGCGAGACUCGAAGGCCACCAACAUCUCCUCUCCGUUCAACGUCAUGACUGUCGACACGCAAAAGACUGGACCUGAGACUCGGGCGGUUACUGUGUUCUGCGGUUCUUCCACUGGGAAGUCGCCCGCGUUCAUAGCCGCGGCCAAAUCGCUUGGAAAGGCGAUCGCGGGGGACAACAGGGCUCUUGUGUAUGGAGGAGGCUCCGCAGGAAUCAUGGGCAUCGUCUCAGGUACGGCGCUCGAGGCGGGUGGCGAUGUCGUUGGGGUCACCCCGUUCGCGAUGGUCGCCGCGGGGGGAGAGAAAGAGCAGACGAAGAGCGUGCACAAGCCGCACAUACAGAUCAAGGAGAAAGGCAGAGAGAAGGUGGAAAUGGUGAUCGUGAAUUCUAUGCACGAGCGUAAAGCGGAGAUGGCCAAACGGUCUUGCGCGUUCGUUGGUUUGCCAGGCGGUUAUGGCACUUUCGAGGAGGUCCUCGAAGUUGUCUGCUGGUCACAAGUCGGGAUUCAUAGCAAACCCGUGCUCGUCGUGAACGUGCGCAACUUCUGGGAUCCGCUACGGGAGCUCAUCCGGAACGGCAUCCGGGAAGGCUUCAUCCUCGAAAAGAACGAGCAUCUCGUACGCUUCGUCGAGGGCCCGGCCGACCACGCAGAACACGAGACGUUCGACUGGGGCAAGGCCACGAUGGACGCGCUCAACGAGUGGCAGACCGUUGCGGCGAGCCACUUCUACAACUGGCACUUGCGCAAAGAGGGUAAGGAUGAGGCAGACACGCUAGGUGCGGUGUAG
This is a messenger RNA of Trametes versicolor FP-101664 SS1, 849 nucleotides long. RefSeq lists its product as uncharacterized. Lineage: Eukaryota; Fungi; Basidiomycota; Agaricomycetes; Polyporales; Polyporaceae. The record is from RefSeq and is a predicted model, not a curated record. Gene Ontology annotation, molecular function: hydrolase activity, hydrolyzing N-glycosyl compounds. The transcript has 6 exons. Gene Ontology annotation, biological process: cytokinin biosynthetic process. Gene Ontology annotation, cellular component: cytosol. Bases 1 to 849 code for a protein of 282 amino acids.